Molecule: messenger RNA, 4380 nt
Organism: Seriola dumerili (greater amberjack)
Lineage: Eukaryota; Metazoa; Chordata; Actinopteri; Carangiformes; Carangidae
Gene: rbm20
Product: RNA binding motif protein 20
Exons: 15
Coding region: 1-3363 (1120 amino acids)
Biological process (GO): regulation of RNA splicing
Cellular component (GO): nucleus
Molecular function (GO): mRNA binding; zinc ion binding
Source: RefSeq, a predicted model, not a curated record
AUGGCUGGCAGUUGUUGUCAGUCAUUAACAAUAGUUGUUUUGUUGAUUGUGGAGUUAUGGACGUGUAUUGAGAGCAUCAGUGCGAUACCUGUGGACAGCACCGAUAAGAAAGGCCUCCAGGUGGGUGGCCAGUUGCCAGGCAGUGUGCAGGCGGUCCCUGCGCAGCAGAACCAGCAGCUCCUCCUGACUCCAGCCAGCCUCCAGCUUGCUCAGCUCCAGGCCCAGCUCACCCUCCAUCGCCUCAAACUGGCUCAGGGGGGCAACACAGCCACUGCCGCCACUGUUCUCAAUCAGGUUCUUUCCAAUGUCGCCAUGUCCCAACCCCUGUUCAAUCAGCUACGGACUUCGACUAUGGUUGGGAAUCCACAGGGUGCCUUCCCCACGGGAGUGCUAGGAUUUCCCUCUUCAAAUUCAGCCUUGGGGGCCUUAGUGGGUGCGGGAUACCACCAAAACCCAGGGAAUGUAAGACUGAACCAUCCUGGUGGAGGGGGCACAGUGGGCCAACAGGGUGCGGAGUAUGGUAAAAAGUCAGGUUCAGCUUACCCCUCUGAUACUGACAGGCGUCUUCAGUACAACUUAGUUGGAGGGACAUCUGCAGCAUCAGCCACUGCUAGUGAUGAACAUUACACAGUGAUAAACACUCAGGCAAAGAACAUGAACAAUGUUGGUUUUCAGAGAGAUUUCUAUGGGCAGGAUAUACAGGGGCAACAAGCUGGAUUUAGUGUCAAUGAGCAGAACAUAAAUGUUUAUAACUCCCCUGGGCAGAAGGAGCAAUGGAAAGGCCCCAGUAGCAUGAGUCACACUGGAAAGAUGGAUAUGGUUUCUAAUGCUGCCACUGUGUGGACAGCAGCUGGGCAGCCAAUUCGUUCCCAAACAGAACUAUAUAACCCAGAGGAGCCAACCCCUGACCCCAAGUUCAAUCACAGUAGUGGGGGUUCCUCGUUGGGUUCAAGUGGCACACAGGGAUUUGGGGGCUACCAGCCCCUGCAUGGAAGUGAGGAAACCAGAACACUUCAGCCCUAUCAAGUCAAUGAUUACCAUGCUGUCACACCCACUCAACUGCCACACCAGUGUAGCAUCUGUGACAAGAAGGUUUACAACCUCAAGGACUGGGACCAGCACGUGAAGGGGAAACUACACCUGCAGAAUCGAACAUUGUACACAAACGAAAGCUCCGCCGUGGUAUCAGCUGGAGCUGUUCACUACGCUGUCAGCAGGCCUCCUGAUGGAGGUCUGAAAUCCGGAGGGACAAACUCCAUGGUCUACUCUGCUGCAAGUCAAGAUGUAUCCUCAGGAGCCAAUACAUCAUACUUGCCAGCUGCAGCCAUGAAGACUUAUCCCAUGUCAGACACAGGAUUUGCCUCACACCAGCCAGAGUCAAAGCCAUUUCCACCCAGAAAAGCAACCGCAGGGCGUGUCGUUCACAUCUGCAACCUCCCUGAAGGCAGCUGCACAGAGAAUGAUGUCAUCAACCUGGGACUACCCUUUGGCAAAGUCACCAACUACAUCCUCAUGCGCUCUACCCAUCAGGCAUUUCUGGAGAUGGCAUAUGUUGAAGCAGCUCAGGCCAUGGUUCAAUACUACCAACUUACUCCAGCUAUGAUUAGCAAUCAGAAACUUCUCAUACGAAUGUCUAAGAGGUACAAGGAGCUGCAACUCAAGAAACCAGGUAAAGAUGUUCAAACGAUCAUCCAGGAUAUCAACUCUCAGCGGGAGAGGGAUGAGAUGCAAGAACUUGAACACUACAUACCAGAGAGAGCACGCUCCCGUAGCCCUAUCAGCCGCUCUCUGAGUCCUCAUUCCCAUAGCCCUAGUUUUACAUCAUGCAGCUCAGCUCACAGUCCCCAGGGGGCACCAUGCAGAGGUCCAGAGAGGAGCAACGGCUUCGGCCCCUGCCGGGGCUCUUGGGAUUGGUCAUCACACUUAAGAAGGGGUGAGGACGAAAGGGAGAGGGAUGACCCAUGGAGGAAUGGGGGAAGCGUGGAUGACGAUCGGCCUAACGGACGGGGAGCUGACCGUCGAAAGGCCUACCAGAAACCCAUGGAUCAUAUCAGCUCGAGAUCUGCAGAUGAGCGAGGAGGAGGUGAAGAUCGGAUGAGGGGCAACAGAGACUGGCACCCACGAGGCAGCCCUCAGGGGAUGUCCUUUAACACUUACAGGAACAUGGAGGACGACUUCUACAUGAAAGAACAAAUGUACAAGUCAGACAAGCCGCCCAGACCUCCGUACCAAAGGCAUGACACAAAGCCAAAGAGGAGGGAUGGUGGUGACUACCAUGGUAGGCCAAGGCAUUCUGAGUUUGAGAUGAGUGAGGAACCACUUUGCAGAACACCAGAAGAAAAGAGACAGAGUUCGCCGGGCAGGGGCAGGAGCAAAAAGACAAGCAGGAGGCACACCACUGCAGAAAAACACGAGAGAGAGAAUGCUACUGAAAAUACCGAUCGCCAGUCAAAAGAAAAAUCGGUUUCACCUCAGCAAAACAAUAAACCAAAAGAGGCUACUGAAUGUAGUAAAGAUAGAGAGACUGAGAAAGAGUGGGAAAGUGGAGUUGACACUGAUGAGGAGUGUUGGUAUCCUAAGAACAUGGAGGAACUGGUCACUGUUGAUGAAGUGGGAGGCGAAGAUGAUUCCAUUAUUGAGCCAGACCUUCCUGAGCUUGAAGAGUACGUGUCCUGCCCCAAAGAGUCUGCCCAGGAAGACGCAGUUGAGAAGCAUGAAUCACCACCUGCGCAACCCUUGGAGGAGCAGGAGACAUUUAACAAGAAGUCUAACCAGGGAGAGUCCCGCGGGGCUGCUGGAGACCAGGCUGAAACAUCUGUAACUGAGAAAGCAGAGAAUGUUUUAACUGAAACCAGUCAUGAAGAACAGAAACCCAGCCAAGUGACUCCUGAGCUGCCAACCACUAACCUUAGCGACUUCCCCAGUGAGGAGUUCAAGGCUGCACUGGAGGAGGCAUGUUUAGAGGAUAAAGUAACCAACUGUGGGCCAUCCGAAGAGCCAACGGAAAAUCACAGAGUAUUAGAGGACAGCAAGACCCAGGAAGUAGGACAGGUCACGGAAAUAAUCACAAAUGGGGCACAACUCAAGGAUGGCAUUCUUAAAAAAGAGAUGGAGGCCCCCUCACCAUCUCGUGAGCAAGACAAAGCUGUCAGUGAACACAGCAUCCCUUUGGGAGUGGAGUUCAUUGUGCCAAGGACCGGCUUCUACUGUAAACUCUGUGGAUUGUUCUAUACCAGUGAGGAGAAUGCAAAGACGAUACACUGCCGCAGCACUGUACACUACAGGAACCUACAGAAAUAUCUAUCUCAGCUGGCAGAGGAAAGUCUGUUGGACACACUUUCUGAACCCUCAGCUGCACAGUGACAUAAGCUAGACCUCUCACCUUUUGGAAAGAUUCUUGUACGUGUGAUGUUGGUGCCAGGCUAUGGUCAACUACAGCAUAGAUAAUGUGACACAUGAAAGAUAGAGUAUGUGGACAAUUGCACUGGUUUUGAUAUUUUGGGGGGAGGGACGACUGGAUGUCUAGAAUGGCAUUGAUAAUCCCAGCCAAAGAUGCUCUCAAUUUUGUACAUACCUAAAGUGUCAUGUAUAGUGAGGCUACAAUAUUUAAUUUCAAUUUGUUGCUUUUUGGCUUAUCAAUUUUCUUACUGUUUAUUUUAUUUGGUUGUGUGUGAACUAUUUUUUUAUUUUUUGGAAUGGAAAUGUAUUUGCAUUGAAGUCUAUUUAGUGAAAAGACUUAUAUAGUAUGGGUUUAUGUUAGUCUAUUUUCUGAGUUUAAAUCGAUUAUUCUCAUGAGAUAACCUCAUUUUUAAUUUGAUCUGUACAUUGUCCUAGCAACAAUGACACAUUUAUAGCUGCAAAAUGACUUGAAACAUCAGUCAAAGAACCUUAUUACUCAGUUAAAAAGCUGAGGCAGACUCUCAGGUUUGUUGUAUUUGUUGAACAGAUUUCGAUGUAUAGCACGAUAAACAACAUUUACAUUUUUAUUUAUAUCUGGGGCUUUAAAGGCUCUUGCCAUUUUUAUUUAAUUCUGUGCCAGUUUGUGCAAUACAUUAUCUGUCAGGUAAAAUGUUCAUCAUUUGGACAAAUAAUGAUGCAACUAUGCAGUCGAUCUUUAAUUUAUUGAAGUUUUACGUCAGAUUUAAUUCAUAAGAAAAUCUCAGUCAUAUCUGCCAACAUAUAAUGCCUUAAAUAUUGAAGACCUUAAACUGGACCAUGUGUUUAAUUUAUCACAGUUAAACAUGCAGUGUUUCAUGUUACAGUGAUUUGUUUCAGAAGGAUUGUAAAGCCAAACUCUGUUUUUGUAUACUGUGAAUAUUGAUCCUGUGACAUUAAUGAUAGUGUCGUUUUCAUAUGAUUUUUCAUGUGAUUUUUUUUUUG